Molecule: messenger RNA, 345 nt
Organism: Rotaria sp. Silwood2
Lineage: Eukaryota; Metazoa; Rotifera; Eurotatoria; Philodinida; Philodinidae
Source: the annotation of a GenBank genome assembly
AUGACUGGACGAAUGUUAAUAUCUGUUUAUGAUGAUCUGCAUAAUAAACAUGCUGAUAAAAUCGAAUACGAUUUAUGGCGUAUUAAUAAUAAUACUGAUCGUGUUUUCAUAAAACAUGAUAUAUUUCAUGAGAAUAGUGAAAAUAUAUUAUUUUUAGUAAAUACAAUUGAUGAUUUUGGUACUUAUGAAGUAGUUCUAAAUAUUAGAAAUUAUUUUGAACAUUUUAAUGAAAAUAUAGAAUUACCUAUUAGUCAAUUUUCUCUUCCUGUUGGUAUGUAUGAACUUGAUCAAUGUUAUCAAUUAGGUAUUCAUAUCACACCAACUGAAGUUUCAUGUACUUUAUAA